This is a messenger RNA of Chiloscyllium plagiosum (whitespotted bambooshark), 1892 nucleotides long. Lineage: Eukaryota; Metazoa; Chordata; Chondrichthyes; Orectolobiformes; Hemiscylliidae. The record is from RefSeq and is a predicted model, not a curated record.
AUGUCCGCUGAAGAACUCAUUGCAAAGCUUGCAGAUAGCAGCAGUAAGUGGUCUAAGCAAAUGCUUCAAGUUGUUCGACAUGUGUGGACCGAACAGGGCAAACUAAUUGCAACACCAGAAGAUGCCAAGCACAUGCUCACUGUGGGACAGAGGUGUACAGCACCAGCUUUUGUUCUUUUGCGUAUCUUGGAGUUUAGAACAGGUGUCACUACGUUAGAGUCUGAAGUCCUGCAACAAAAACUACAUGAAAAUGGAUUUGUGAACAUCUCCAUCAUUGUGCUAAAUCACCAUGGGAAAGCCUCACGUGAAAAGUACCAACUCUUAAAAUCAAAGGUGGAAAAUCAAAUUCCCGUGUAUCAACAGGAUGUUGAUCAAGCUGAUGCUUGGGAUCUGCUCCAAGGAAAGAAGGAUGAUUUUCUUAUCUAUGACAGCUGUGGCCAAUUGACUUAUCACCUGGAACUGCCAUUUACCAUCCUAACACAGUCGUAUGUGGCACAUGCGAUUAUAAAAACAUAUUGUCAAAGAAUAUGUAGUAACUGCUCUUUUGUUCAAGAUAAUUCUCCGGAAUGUAUUGCAAGAAACAUAACAACAAGUGAUUUAAGCAAACUCCACAGAGGGCACCAUCGUUUAUAUCAGAACCGCAGGUCCAAAGUCUAUGGAAAUGACCAACUCCGGAAAAACAGGACGGAUGCCACGCAGUUAGGGCAUAAUACACAUAAACAUCCCCAAAGCCAUCACCAUCCCCACCAUCUGCAUGACCAAGUUGAUGCAGAAUCAGAAACUCAUGACCUAACAGCAGAUAAUGGCUCACCACAACUAUGAAUGCACAAAUCAAAUUGUAAGAGAAAGUUCAAGUGAAAACCCGAAGGUAUGUCAGAGUUAACAGGGAUCAGAUGAUGAUGAUACUGUCGUCUGCUGCUCAGUGACAAGUCCUCCAAUAAUGAGGUGACAUGACACUGCAGGACACAGUCAUCAUCCUGACAAUGACAGGAACAGGGACGGCUGGACAGCCUCACUGAAUCCUGACAAUGACGCCUGCUCCUUGCUCUCUGACCCCAAGAUCAGGUGAGCCAAAGGCAAUGAGGACCUUGACAAGGAGAUAAAAACUGAGAAUGACAAGAUAGGCAGCAGUAAACAUUUCAGUUGGAAUGUAAACUGCUGUCUAUUUUCAUAAAGCUUUGAAACUCCAUGUUGAAUUUUAGCUCCAAGGUUCACUCUAAGCCCUCUUUUCUAUCUUAAGAGCUGAUCUGCUGCCAAACAUCCUCCAAAGCUGAUCAGUAGAAGGUACCGAUUAGUCCUUCUCACUAUUGCUUGUUGUCCUAAUCAUUGUGGUUGCCUGUAUGAGGACAGCAGCACAAACUAUUCUGUAGGAGCUGCUAUUUGAUGUAAGGCAAAUACAAAGGGAAGAUAAGUGAAGUAGAAAAGCUAAUCUGCAUUAUAUCCAACAACUUUUUAACCAGAUUGGUACUUUCAACUCAUCAUAUUCAUUUUCUACAAUAAUUUUGAGAUAAAGAGAUUCUUCUACUUUUAGUCUUCCUCUAACAUUUUUUCAUUUCAGUUAUAACAAGUAAGAACAUUUCAAAGAGAAAUUAGCAAAUAAUUCCUCCUUUUUUGUAAUUAAAUACAGCCAGUGGAAACAGGAGGUUGGGAGUCAUAAAUAGACAAGUUGCAAUUCCAACUCAGAUCUACUCCACUCCCUAAUUCAAGGGAAAUGAAAGAUCAUUUGAGAGCAAGUACCAUAUUUCAUGAUGGUUACCAGGGAAACCAUUUACCCUAGUUCACCUGAAUUCUCGUAUGGUAAAUGUUAAUGAAUUAGAUUUUCUGGAAUGUCUGUAGUGCACUGGAAUUAUUAUGUUAGAAUAUUUUAAUAAACAUUCUGUUUUCAAAAAUCA